Messenger RNA from Corythoichthys intestinalis (scribbled pipefish), 5777 nucleotides. RefSeq names its product programmed cell death 6 (gene pdcd6). Gene Ontology annotation, molecular function: calcium ion binding. The transcript has 6 exons. Lineage: Eukaryota; Metazoa; Chordata; Actinopteri; Syngnathiformes; Syngnathidae. The record is from RefSeq and is a predicted model, not a curated record. Bases 160 to 729 code for a protein of 189 amino acids.
GAAUGAUUUGCCACGCCCCUGUGCGCGAAGCAGGAAGCAAAGCGGUAACGGUCGGGAGGAUUCAAGAGGAUAAGAUUCGAGGUGGUGGCGGAGUGAGUUUCAAGCUACACCCGCCACGAUUCGAUACGUGCGAUUCGGACACGUUGUCUCCCGUUCAAAAUGGCUUAUCACAGUCCUUACAGAGCUCCUCCGCAUAUAAACAACCCUCCGGAUCAAAGCUUUCUGUGGAAUAUCUUCCAGAGGGUGGACAAGGACCGCAGUGGGGUGAUAUCAGACUCCGAGCUCCAGCAGGCCUUAUCCAAUGGAACAUGGACGCCAUUCAACCCUGUGACCGUGCGUUCCAUAAUAUCCAUGUUCGACAGGGAAAAUAAGAGCGGCGUGAAUUUCAACGAGUUUGCCGGCGUCUGGAAGUACAUCACGGACUGGCAGAACAUCUUUCGGACCUACGAUAGGGACAACUCGGGAUUCAUCGACAAGAACGAGCUCAAACAGGCACUGACCGGAUUCGGUGAGCAGCAAAGUUAUCGUCUAUCGGACCAGUUCUACGGUACUCUUAUUGAGAAGUUUGACCGGCAGAGGAAGGGGCAAGUGGCCUUUGAUGACUUCAUCCAAUGCUGUAUUGUACUGCAGAGGUUGACUGACGUUUUUAGGCGAUACGACACGGACCAGGACGGCUGGAUCCAGGUGUCAUAUGAACAAUAUCUAUCCAUGGUCUUCAAUAUAGUAUAAUGGCACACAGGGGGCAGCGAAGAGGAGCACAACUAACUGGACAGAACAGUGCCAAAAAGCUACCGUCACUUCCCGGAUGUCUGCCACGGUGGACACGACAAGAUUUUUCUUCCUGUAUAAUAGCCGCCCCGUACGUCUGGUUCGCUUAGACAAAUUUAUACUGUUGAUUUAAGAGGGACUAUUGUCUGAAAGGUUCUAGGACUGUCGUUACGCACAGAAAAAAAAAUCAUAUCCAAACUACAAGUUUUCCCCUCUCUGGAAUGUAAUGCACUUUGCCAUGACAGCACUUCUGGCAGUAUUCUUACGAGAUCUUCAAAAUGAUCAGGGGUGUCAAAUAUAUGACCCGCAACGGGCGGUAUAGCUUAUUCAAACUGUACAUACAAAAUCUUUUAUUUUGACAUUGGUGCUAUAAAACCGUAGACUUGUGUUUAGCGUGAUUGAGGUCGGGCGCUACUGCACUCGGGCCGGUCAAAAUGGAUUGGACGUCUCGCACCGUCCACGGCAGCCAACGAGUUAGCAAGGAAGUGACCCAAAAAUGCCCUAAAACUGACAGGAAGCCGCCCGAAAAUGCCGAAAAAAUCGACAGGAUAUGAUCCAAAAUUUACAGGACGAGAACCGUAAGUGUCUUAAAAUGACAUGGAAGUGACGCGAAAUGGACUCGUUGUCUGCCACUGAUGACGACAGACGUGUGAACGCUCAGAACAAACCUAAUUUUGUCCAUCGUUAAUGGGAAAACUCGUACUGUAGUUUGGUUUUGAAAGGUUACGGAGCCCCUAAAGGGACAUGGACAAAAGUAAAAUAAAUUUAAACCAUCUGCUGCGCACCAGAUAGUAUGUGGUGUGCUCUAGAAACUAUCUGGUGCACACCAGGAACAAUCUGGUAUUCCGAGACAACGUAAUGGUGACUAUGUGCAAGUAAUGCAGUAAUAUCUUUAGAGUUGAGUCCAAGAUUGAAUUAAAGCUCAACUAAAUCCUGUAUUUGUGGCUUAUAAAAGGGAACUUUAUGUUUCUGGUGCGCACCACAUACUAUCUGGUGCGGAAUAGAUAGUUCAAUCUAUCUACAAAAUCCUGUAUUUGUGGCCUAUAAAAAGGAACUUUCUGGUGCGCAUCAGAAACGCCACAUACUAUCUGGUGCGCAAUAGAUUGUUUCAGGUGCACAAAAGAUAGCUUAAUCUAUCAACUAAAUCCUGUAUUUGUGGCCUAUAAGGGGAACUUUCUGGUGCGCACCAGUUUGUUUCUGGUCCACACAUAUAGUUUCUGGUACUUGCCACAUACGAUCUGGUGCGAAACACAUAAUUCAAUCUAUCAACUAAAUCCUGUAUUUGUGGCCUAUAACGGGAACUAUCUGGUGCCCACCAGAAACAAUCUGGUGCGCACCACAUACUAUCUGGUGCGCAAUAGUUUUUGGUGCGCAACAUAGUUCAAUCAACUAAAUCCUGUAUUUGUGGCCUAUAAUGGGAACUGGUGCGCACAACAUACUAUCUGAUGCGCAAUUGAUAGUUUCUGGUGUGCAAAAGAUAGAUUGAACUAUCAACUAAAUCCUGUAUUUGUGGCCUAUAAGGGGAACUUUCUGGUGCGCACCAGUUUGUUUCUGGUCCACACAUAUAGUUUCUGGUACGCACCACAUACGAUCUGGUGCGAAACACAUGAUUCAAUCUAUCAACUAAAUCCUGUAUUUGUGGCCUAUAACGGGAACUUUCUGGUGCGCACAACAUACUAUCUGAUUCGCACCACAUACUAGCUGAUGCGCAAUAGAUAGUUUCAGGUGCACAAAAGAUAGAUUAAUCUAUCAACUAAAUCCUGUAUUUGUGGCCUAUAAGGGGAACUUUCUGGUGCGCACCAGAUUGUUUCUGUUCCACACAUAUAGUUUCUGGUACGCACCACAUACGAUCUGGUGCGAAACACAUAAUGGAAUCUAUCAACUAAAUCCUGCGCAAUAGUUUCUGGUACGCAACAUAGUUCAAUCUAUCAACUAAAUCCUGUAUUUGUGACCUAUAACGGGAACUUUUCUGGUGCGCAACAGAUAGUUCAAUCUAUCAACUAAAUCCUGUAUUUGUAGCCUAUAAAAGGGAACUUUCUGGUGCGCACCAGAUUGUUUCUGGUCCACACAUAUAGUUUCUGGUACGCACCACAUACGAUCUGGUGCGAAACACAUAAUGGAAUCUAUCAACUAAAUCCUGCGCAAUAGUUUCUGGUACGCAACAUAGUUCAAUCUAUCAACUAAAUCCUGUAUUUGUGACCUAUAACGGGAACUUUUCUGGUGCGCAACAGAUAGUUCAAUCUAUCAACUAAAUCCUGUAUUUGUAGCCUAUAAAAGGGAACUUUCUGGUGCGCACCAAAUUGUUUCUGGUCCACAACAUAGUAUCUGGUGUGCACCACAUAUGAUCUGGGGCGAAACACAUGAUUCAAUCUAUCAACUAAAUCUUGUAUUUGUGGCCUAUAAAAAGGUACUUUUUGGUGUGCACCAGAAACUUUUCUGGUGCGCACCAAGCAGUUUCUAGUGCGCACCACAUACUAUCUGGUUUCUAUUGUGCAACAGAUAGUUCAAUCUUUUAACUAAAUGCUGUUUUUGAGGCUUAUAAAUGGGUACUUUCUGGUGUGCACCAAAUAGUUUCUAGUGCGCACCACAUACUACAUGGGGUUUACCAGAUAGUUCAAUCUAUUAACUAAAUCCAUUAUUUCUGGCCUAUAAACGGUAACUUUCUGGUGCGCAACAAAAAGUUACUGGUGUGUAACUGAUAGUUCAAUCUGUCAACUAAAUCCUGUUUUUGUGGCCUAUAAAAAGGUACUUUCUGGUGUGCACCAGAAUUUCUGGUGUGCACCAAAUAGUUUCUAGUGCGCACCACAUACUAUAUUGGGUGUACCAGAUAGUUCAAUCUAUUAACUAAAUCCUUUAUUUCUGGCUUAUAAAAGGGAACUUUCUGGUGCGCAACAAAUAGUUCAAUCUGCCAACUAAAUCCUGUUUUUGUGGCCUAUAAAAAGGUACUUUCUGGUGCUCACCGAAUAGUUUCUAGUGCGCACCACAUACUAUAUGGGGUGUACCAGAUAGUUCAAUUUACUAACUAAAUCCUUUAUUUGUGGCCGAUAAAAGCAAACUUUCUCUGGUGCGCAACAAAAAGUUACUGGUGUGUAACAGAUAGUUCAAUCUGUCAACUAAAUCCUGUUUUUGUGGCCUAUAAAAAGGUACUUUCUGGUGUGCACCAGAAUGUUUUCUGGUGCGCACCAAAUUGUUCCUAGUGCGCACCACAUACUCUAUGGGGUGUACCAGAUAGUUCAAUUUACUAACUGAAUCCUUUAUUUGUGGCCAUUAAAAGCAAACUUUCUGGUACGCACCAGAUAGUUAUUGGUGUGCAACAGAUAGUUCAAUCUAUUAACUAAAUCCUGUUUUUGUGGCUUAUAAAAGGGUUCUUUCUGGUGCGCACCAAGUAGUUUCUAGUGCGCACCACAUACUAUAUGGGUUGUACCAGAUAGUUCAAUCUAUUAACUAAAUCCUUAAUUUGUGGCCUAUAAAGGGUACUUUGUGGUGCGCACCACAUGGUUGAAAUAUAUCUUAAUUCUGUCACUGUCCCUUUAGGGUGCUCUGUAAAAUGUAUCUUUAGUCACAACCAGUCCUGGAACUUUUCAGAAUCAUCUUGAAGAGGCACCUUUUUGUCUGAUAAUUUUCCCCCCCAAUGUGUCAGGUUGCAAGUACAAACUUUAAUGUAUUUAAAAAAUAAGUCUUGUAGUGUUUUGCUUGCGCAGCAAUUUUCAUUUGUGUCUGUCUGGUACUCCAUUUUAGGGAUGACAGUGGUGCCUUGAGAUGCAAAUGUUCUUGAGCAGUCAUCUGGACAUGUUUUCCUGGAAAUAAAGGCCAGUAAAAUCAAAUGAAAGCCAGUAUUUCCACAUCUUGGAAAUACUGGCUUUUAUUCACGUUUUUUUACAUACACAUCGGAAAAAUAAAAUUCUGUGGGUUUUAUUAAAGAAGAUUCUUCACAAUAAAGGUGUUGUCUUUCCCUUUAAAUUCGUAUCCUAAGGCACCACUGUUGCUACCAAUGCAAUGUUUUAUCUAUUAUUAUUUUGAAUGUCUUAACUUUCUAUUUAAAAGUGGAUGUUAAUGUUCUAAUCCAUCGCAUGCUUUUCAGGGAAUUUGACCCCUCUGAUUGGAGCAUGCGCUUUCCCGCUUUCCUGUUGUUUAAAGCCAUGUUUACAAAUACUGUGAAAGCAGUUCUGCUUUAAAAUGGACACACACGCCAGCAUACAUGCCAUAUUUGUACAAACUUAUUUUUUAAACAUCAAAACGCUAUGUGAGAAUAACGACGUAGAUAUUGCUUGAUUUUAUUUUGUGCAUGAUGCCUUAAAGAUGUGUUUAAAAUAACACAAAAAAUAAAUUGUUUGUAUAAAAAAAAUGAAAGAAAGGUAUGUUUUUUUUUUUUUUUUUGUAGAGAAGAGUUAACCAUAGCAUUGCGAGCAAGACGGUCCUCUGAUUCUUUGAUUGAUCGUGCCAAACUAAACAUAUGGCCCGUGGGCGUGAAGCGGCCCGCCAGAGAAUCAGAUCCGUCCCGCGGAGUUGUUAUGCCCGACAGGCACUUUGUAGCUCAUUCAUACUAUACAUCGGUGAGAUAAAACUGGAGGUCUGUUUUGUAUGAUCGUGUGUGUGCACAACUACUCUUGAAUCGCUUUAGACUGUCUAGCGCCAUCAUCGGCGGUCGAUGAGUUAACAAGGAAUUGACCCAAAAAUGCUCCAGAAAAUCAUAAGUGGAGUUUAAGGGAAGUCCGGGGGGCCAGGUGGCCCAAAAGUGUCAUUGCAUGUGAUUGACUUUCCUAUGGAGGAAAACGCCAACAAGGCUGAAAAAGCAGUUUUGCUCUUGCACCCCUCUUUAAUAAAAACUGCUGUAUUUUAAGCCAAAAGAACUGUUGUGUUUGAUAGAAAUAUAUGUCUAUAUGCUGCCAAAGCAGAUUCAUGGUGCAAUAAGCCCCCAAACUAUUUUUUGAAUUUGUCCGUUUUACACUUGAAACCCCUGUUUACAGAUGUUGCGCAACCGCUUUGUUUCAACCUAGCCAUAAAAAGGU